Messenger RNA from Aspergillus clavatus NRRL 1, 246 nucleotides. RefSeq lists its product as uncharacterized. The coding region runs from base 1 to 246 and encodes 81 amino acids. The transcript has a single exon. NCBI's taxonomy places the organism in Eukaryota, Fungi, Ascomycota, Eurotiomycetes, Eurotiales, Aspergillaceae. The record is from RefSeq and is a predicted model, not a curated record.
AUGUCAGUCGGGAAGCACUAUGCUGAUUCCACUGUGCCAUUGGAAACUCCAGCGACGAGACCAAAGAUCAACAACUUUCGGAGAACGACGGCCACACCAAGAUCGCCAAACAAGACCCAAGUGGAAAGAACAAGAAGAAUCAAGGACUCCAACCUGAAGGUCACCAUUCAUCUGGACUUGGUGGCUGAAGUCGAUAUAAAGAUCACGGCGCAAUUGUACGGUGACAUUGUGGUUGGAUUGCUUUAA